This is a messenger RNA of Vombatus ursinus (common wombat), 3188 nucleotides long. It is a transcript of the gene KCNK3, whose product is annotated as potassium two pore domain channel subfamily K member 3. The transcript is spliced from 2 exons. Bases 1 to 1161 code for a protein of 386 amino acids. Gene Ontology annotation, cellular component: membrane. Lineage: Eukaryota; Metazoa; Chordata; Mammalia; Diprotodontia; Vombatidae. Gene Ontology annotation, molecular function: open rectifier potassium channel activity; potassium ion leak channel activity. Gene Ontology annotation, biological process: stabilization of membrane potential; potassium ion transmembrane transport. The record is from RefSeq and is a predicted model, not a curated record.
AUGAAGCGGCAGAACGUGCGCACGCUGGCGCUGAUCGUCUGCACCUUCACCUACCUGCUGGUGGGCGCCGCUGUGUUCGACGCGCUCGAGUCGGAGCCCGAAACCACGGACCGGCAACGGCUGGAGCGAAAGCAGCUGGAGCUCCGGGCGCGCUACAACCUCAGUCAGGGCGGCUACGAGGAGCUGGAACGCGUGGUCCUGCUGCUCAAGCCACACAAGGCCGGCGUGCAGUGGCGCUUUGCGGGUUCCUUCUACUUCGCCAUCACCGUCAUCACCACCAUCGGCUAUGGUCACGCAGCCCCCAGCACAGAUGGUGGGAAGGUGUUCUGUAUGUUCUACGCCCUGCUGGGCAUCCCCCUCACGCUGGUUAUGUUCCAGAGCCUGGGUGAACGCAUCAACACCUUCGUGAAGUAUUUGCUGCAUAGGGCCAAGAAGGGGCUGGGGAUGCGGCGGUCGGACGUCUCCAUGGCCAACAUGGUCAUCAUUGGCUUUUUCUCCUGCAUCAGCACCCUAUGUAUCGGAGCAGCCGCCUUCUCCUACUAUGAGCACUGGACUUUCUUCCAGGCGUAUUAUUACUGCUUCAUCACCCUGACCACCAUUGGUUUUGGGGACUAUGUGGCCCUGCAGAAGGACCAGGCUCUGCAGACUCAGCCCCAGUACGUAGCCUUCAGUUUCGUGUACAUCCUCACGGGGCUGACAGUCAUUGGCGCCUUCCUCAACCUCGUGGUCCUACGCUUCAUGACGAUGAAUGCGGAAGAUGAGAAGCGGGACGCCGAGCACCGGGCCCUACUGACCCGCAACGGGCAGGCAGGAGGCAGCAUCCACACCACAGACACUGCGUCCUCCACCAUCGCGGGGAGCGGAGGCUUCCGCAAUGUCUAUGCUGAGGUGCUUCAUUUCCAGUCCAUGUGCUCCUGCCUGUGGUACAAGAGUCGGGAGAAGCUACAAUAUUCCAUCCCCAUGAUCAUCCCCCGGGACCUGUCCACUUCUGACACCUGUGUGGAGCAGAGCCAGUCAUCCCCCGGGGGUGGCCGCUAUGUCGACACUCCUUCUCACCGUUGCCUCUGCACGGCCCAGCGUUCGGCCAUCAGUUCCGUCUCCACUGGUCUGCACAGCCUGUCCACAUUCCGUGGCCUCAUGAAACGCCGCAGCUCAGUGUGACUGGGGGCUGGUUGUGGGUCAGGCUAAGGAGCCAACCCACUCACACAAGCCUUGAAAGGGGGGAGGGAGGGUAAGGGAGCAGUAGGAAAAGAUAGACCCACAAAGGUUUGCUUCAAAUCAUCCAUUAAAGAAAUAAGCUCCAUGUCUCAAUGUGGGCAGAAAGGCCAUAGGAUUUAUGUACCCAGUCUGGGUGGAUCGGCAGGCAUUGGCCUAGAGGUUUGCUCACCCACCAUUGGUCAGUGUCGGAGUAGGGGGAAUCUAGGCUUGUCCUAAGACCUCCGACUGUGCCUGCCCCACCAGCCUGCCCAGGGCCUAGGGCCUAUGCCUAGGGGCUUCUUGCAUCCGAGACCUUUCUAUACUCUCUCCAUGCUCUGAAAAAUUCCAAGAAAUGUGAAACUUGGUGGGGGAUGGGAACCAGAAGGGGUCCAAAGAGGAAACCUCUGAUAGCCUUGGAAAUUUGAGGAGCUGGGGGCCUGGCCCUUGAGGCUCAGCUGUUCUCAGAGGCCCAUCCACCCACCCCUCUCUCACUACCACCCCCUUGGAAUGGGACUUCUCUGUGUUAAGUGUUUGUUUGCAUCUCUAUUUAUACCUCUCAGCAUUAAUGUCCUACAGUUGUCCUAUCUGUGAAGUCCUUCCUUCCCUCCUGUUCUGGGGCCAGUGACUUUUUGCUGCACCCCCCAGACUCCCCAGUUUGCCCAGCUCCCCUGUCACCUCUCUCCUGCUCUGAGUUACACCUCACAAUCUCCCCACCCCAGGCCUUGCUUCAUAUUGUUUUUGCAUGGCUUUGCAAAGAAGGAACGUACAGCAGAGAGGAGGCAGAAAAGAGAGUGAUCGAAGGGAAUGUCUUCCAGUGCUUAUGUCUGAGACCCAAGCUGGGGUUUUUGAGUGAAAAACUCAGUCCCAUUUCUCAUAGUGGAAUGGGUUAGUGUGUUUCCUUGGAGGUGGGAAUGGGUAGUGAUCCCCAUUUCAAUACCUUCUCAAAACCCAUACAUUGCCUGUCCCUUGCUGACUCAGCCAACCAUUUCUCCUAAAUCUCUUUGCUCACUCUCCUACAUAUACCUCCUAUAUCCCCAUGUCACCAAUUUUGGAGCAAAACCCCAAAGAGGUGAUUCAGUUUUGGGGCCCUGGGACCUGACCACUGCUAACCUUCGAAGAGCAGGCAGCUACUGGACACAGUACUUCCCCAGGUCGUAGCACCUCUGUAGGCACGGGACUCUUGGGACAUCCACAUCUGAAGCUGAUUGUGGAUGGGGGAGCCCUCAGUGAGGUGACCUUAGUGUCUUCCAACUAUUCUUGAGGCAGCAUGGCUGAAAGAUCUCCAAAUCUGCGAUCAAGGAAACAGGGGAAAGGGGAGAGCAGAGAAGAACAGAAAAAUGAGAGUGGAGUCCACCUUGGCCCUCUUUCCUGGGACUGAGUCCUUUAUCCUUUCCUGGCUACUUCCCACUGCAAUUCCUCAUCUAAUCAACGUAGCCGAGAAGGCUGUGGCAGCUUCUGAGCAGGGACGUGGGACCAAGUCAGGAGAUUUCUUGAUUCUGGGAAUCAGAGAUCUAGGACCACAGGAAAGAUAGCAGUGGACCUGAAAAGGAGACAGAUUCAUCAAUCAGUUGACGUAGCCUUUGGCAGGCAAAGUUUGGCUCUGCCUUUGCCUAGGUGGACACAUCUGCUCCCUUAGGUACAGAAUAGAUGCCCGUCUGUCCAGUGACAGGGGAGGAAAAACUGUUCAAGCUCAAAACAGAGAGAAGAGCUGCCAAACAGGGAGGGGGUGCACACCUCCCCAGCAUGGCUGGCCUCCCUGCUGCCUCCAGAUACUGCAGGCUUUUUCCGACGUAGUCAUCCCAAUCAGUACCUUACCUUAGAAUAGAACAAAUCUCAGUGAAUGACAGCAGAGCUAUGUGGUGACUCAGGGCACCAGCAGGUAGGAGGAGACAGAGAUGGAGCAGUCUGCUGGUGCCAGCAAUGACCCAAGGCACUCAGAUCCAAGCGGUACGUAACCACAUGCCUGCUGCUGACCCUCCCCCCUCCCCCCU